UGAAUAAAUGAGUUGAUUCUUCAUAUCUGUGUCAGUUGCCUUGUUGAAGUGGAAACUAACGCCUCAAGUUAUGUUUUUCUGUCUCAUGUCAAUGGAAUAUUCGAGUUUAUAGCGACAAAUUUAGGACUGCUAAAGGAUUUUCGUACACUGCUGCUAACCAAAAAAACCGCGGCGCUUUCCCACUUCGCUUGCUUUUUCAUCGCUCAUUUCAUCACUCAGCAGCGACCGCGGUGAGGCCGCCCUUGUGGAAACCAGGCCUUCAUGGUUAUAUCAAACGGGUUACUUACGUAAACGUGGAACAUUCUUCGAAGAUUGUACAUUACCAAUACCCUCCAUUAAAGAGGUUGUUAUCCACUCACAGACCGGAUUCACGCCGUCAGAAUCUUGACCAGCACCGCAAACAGAAAUUGCCAGAAUGGCUUUCAAUGGAGUGAGGAUACCUCUUCUCCUUUUACUUGGGGUGUCGUCUUUGAAGGCUGUGGUGGCGCUUACAGAUAUGGCAGGCCAACCAACUAAGGAAGAUGAGCUUCUAGCCGAUCUUCUUGACGGCUACAACCCGAAUGCCAAACCCGUCGACACUGCAAAUCAGCGCAUGCAAAUCACAACAUCAUUUUCGCUGAUUACCAUUUUAUCAGUGGAUGAUCGUACACAAACUGUGAGCUUCACUGGAAUGCUGACCAUGAUGUGGAUGGACUCUCAUCUAAAAUGGAACCCGGCAAAGUAUGGUAAUGUUACGGAAGUGCAACUCCCUUGCAAGUCUGUCUGGCGGCCCGAUACUGGAUUGCUCAACACGUAA
Molecule: messenger RNA, 796 nt
Organism: Lineus longissimus
Lineage: Eukaryota; Metazoa; Nemertea; Pilidiophora; Heteronemertea; Lineidae
Product: acetylcholine receptor subunit alpha-like
Exons: 4
Coding region: 416-796 (126 amino acids)
Biological process (GO): signal transduction; regulation of membrane potential; chemical synaptic transmission
Cellular component (GO): plasma membrane; synapse; neuron projection
Molecular function (GO): transmitter-gated monoatomic ion channel activity involved in regulation of postsynaptic membrane potential; transmembrane signaling receptor activity; excitatory extracellular ligand-gated monoatomic ion channel activity
Source: RefSeq, a predicted model, not a curated record